Messenger RNA from Cajanus cajan (pigeon pea), 948 nucleotides. NCBI's taxonomy places the organism in Eukaryota, Viridiplantae, Streptophyta, Magnoliopsida, Fabales, Fabaceae. The record is from RefSeq and is a predicted model, not a curated record.
AACGCCACACGUGUCAUUCGCUACACCAAUGGCGUCGGCCCCGCCUCCCCCGAGCUCCCACCCGCACCCGAGGGCUGGGCCUGGUCCUUGAACCAGUUUCGCUCCUUCCGUUGGAACCUUACUGCCAGCGCUGCAAGGCCCAACCCACAAGGCUCAUACCAUUACGGCCAAAUCAACAUCACCCGCACCAUCAAGCUCGUUAACUCCUUCAGCCGCGCCACUGGGAAACUCCGUUACGGACUUAACGGUGUCUCCCACGUCGACCCUGAGACCCCUCUUAAGCUCGCUGAAUACUUCGGAGUCGCCGACCAGGUCUUCAAGUACGGCCUCAUUAGUGAUGAACCCGCUCCCACUCUCGGCGACCUCACCGUUGCUCCCAACGUCAUCAACGCCACCUUCCGCAACUACAUUGAAAUCAUUCUAGAGAACCCCACCAAGGUUCCCCAAUCUUACAACUUGGAUGGCUACUCUUUCUUUGCAGUCGCCAUUGAGCCUGGCAAGUGGACCCCCGAGAAGAGAAAGAACUACAACCUUCUUGAUGCUGUCAGCCGACACACCAUUCAGGUGUUCCCUAAGUCUUGGGCCGCAAUCAUGUUGACCUUUGACAAUGCUGGAAUGUGGAACUUGAGGUCAGAGCUCGCCGAGAAUCGUUACCUUGGCCAACAAAUGUACGUCAGUGUCUUGUCUCCUGAGCAUUCUCUCAGGGAUGAGUAUAGUCUUCCUGACAACCAGCUUCUCUGUGGUAUUGUCAAGGAUUUGCCCAAGCCACCACCCUACACAAUUUAAACCAUUUUCUUCUCUUAUUCAUCUCCCCGUUCCAUAUUAAUUAGCUAUAAUCCAUCUUUUAUCGUGUAAGUGUGUGGUAUCUCAUGUUUCAACCCUUUCCUAUAUAUAUGUAAUUUAUCUCACCAAUUAAUAUAUACUAAACACUCCUUCCUUUUCCUAUUA